Paraphaeosphaeria sporulosa is the source of this 585-nucleotide messenger RNA. RefSeq lists its product as uncharacterized. The record is from RefSeq and is a predicted model, not a curated record. Lineage: Eukaryota; Fungi; Ascomycota; Dothideomycetes; Pleosporales; Didymosphaeriaceae. The transcript has a single exon. Bases 114 to 332 code for a protein of 72 amino acids.
CACACAUACACACCUGGAUUGACACCUAGCAAACACUCGUGUGCAGGACACAAGUGAACCAUGAGACCAGAGGCGUGAGAAUGUUGCACCGAUGAGAUGUAACCACUAACAGAAUGGCAUGGCACGGCUCCAUUUCGCUUCCUGCGGCGAUACAGACCGUUGGGUCCGUCUGCGUUCCUGAUCUUUACCAAUCAAGCAGACACGCCUUGGCAUCAACGCCCCAGAUGCCCGAUGUUGACUAUCUUAGUCCUCUUGGCAGCUCCACCUGGAAGCCCAAAGUUUCUUUGUCGUGGUGUCGAAUUGCUCGCGAGCGGCUGUCGCGUUGCAGAUGAAGCUCGAUACGGCGGACCAAUCUCAACGUUGAAUGCGUUCUGACGUGUGCCGCCCAUGACCGGUAUCUGACUGCGGUGGCUCUGAUUUCCCAGGCCUUGAGGCGUGCCAACAGGUGCUAAUUCUAUCUCUAGGUUAGCGGGGCCGCCUCAAAUGAAGGUGAAAAACUCACGGCUGGUAUUAGAUCGACCUCCAAACGCGCGUGAUUGCAAUUGUGGUUUGAGCGGAGGACGGCCACCGAUUCGUUGUUCACCG